AUGUAUAGUUAAACAGUUUAUACGAUUUAGAAUUGUGUCAAACUUAGAACUAUAAUAAAACCAUACAGAAAGUACAAUACCAUUAUGACGAAAUGUUUUAUAAGCCACAAAAAACAUUUCAUUGGUAGUCGUUGUGUGAUAAAUUUAAUUUUUGUGCCAAUAGAGCAACUGCAGUCAGUGUGUUACAUCGCCGCCGAUAAUUACACAAAUCGUUAAGAAAUUAUUUGUUAGUGUUUUGACAAUAACUUCUGUUAGAAUUGAUGUAAACCUAUAUUAAUUAUUUAAAAAAUAAAAUGGCAAGUUUAUAUUACAUUAAUAAUUCUACUGGUGUUACUGAUUAUAAUUCCAUUAUCUAUGUAUAUGUAUUUUUUUUAUUAGAAUAAUGAAAUCGAUAACUAUGGAUUUACUACGCACGUUUUAAAUUAUAAUUGGCAUAAGUCGAAAUUCAUGAGCGGAGUUGGAUGUAUCAAUCACAAUCGUGAGGGAUCCAGCCUGUCAACAAUUAGUAACACUUUAUCUGCAGUGAACUCGAAACCUAGAUCGCACUCAAUAAAUUACGUAUCGUCGGAUUAUGAAAGUUUGGAUUACGAUCAUUACGAAAGUGAACUUACUGUUAGAGAAGAAAAGUUAAACGGUUAUAAGACAGUAGUGGCGAGUAAUGUGAUUAGAUGGCUUAUUUAUUUUUCGAUUGCCAUAUGUACUGCAGCAGUUGGAAUUUUUAUUGAUACUGUAAUUGAAUAUUUCUGUAAUUGGAAGUUUCAAUCGAUUCGAAAUUGUAUUGAUGUUAAGCACUCAACGGUAGAGUGCCUGAUUAUUUGGAUACUUUUCACCGUCAUCCCUACGAUUGUUGGAUGUUGUGUAGUGCUAUUUAUGGAGCCCUCUGCUGCUGGAAGUGGUAUUCCAUUUGUAAUAUCUUAUUUAAACGGAAUUCGUAUACCAAGAAUGACGGCUGUUCGAUGUUUAUUGGUAAAAGUAAUAAGCGUGGUGUGCGUCUGCAUAGCAGGUCUUGGUGGAGGAAAGGAAGGACCAUUGAUCCACAUUGGAGCAAUGGUUGGUGGUUCAGUCGUUGAAGCUUGGUGGAAAAGUUUUAGAAACGGUCCUGGCCGGAAAGUCAUCGGACCUUUACAAAAUGAUCGAGAAAGGAGAGACAUGAUGGCGGCAGGUGCUGCAGCGGGAUUAUCUGCUGCUUUUGGAUCACCUGUAGGAGGGACAUUAAUGAGUCUUGAAGAAGGAACAAGUUUUUGGAGCUCAAGUCUUAUGUGGAAAGUGUUUUUUUGUGCAGCAAUAGCUUUUCCAACAUAUAACGCUGGUAAAAACGUACUGUUUACUAAUAAUACAAAUCCAUCAGAAUCUGUUCACAGCAAAAGUAUUUACUUUUUUGGGAAGUUUAAUGAAAACACAAUUUAUUUUUCCUAUUCAGAAUUCCCCAUUUUUAUUAUAUUUGGGAUAUUCGGCGGUUUACUUGGAGCUUUAUUUGUCAAUAUUAAUUAUCGUUUAUCAAUUUUCAGAAUGAAACACAUCAUAUCCAAUAGAAAAAAACUUCUAGAAUCUGUAUUCGUCGCAGUGUUUGUUGCAAUAAUUAAUUUAACAUCCAUGAUUUUGUUCAACAACUGCCAAACAAAACUAGAGAUAAGCUCGUCUAAUGCAGUACAAAUGUAUUGUCCAGCAGGGAGUUAUAAUGAAAUAAGCUCAUUUUGGCUUCGUAGUCAAGAAGAAAAUAUCAGAUCAUUAUUCCAUUAUCCAAUUGAAGCAUAUUCAGUCGUUCCAUUAUUAGUUUAUUGUGUAAUUUUUUUCAUAUUAACCGAGUUAAUUGUCGGCCUUAACAUGUCAGCUGGAUUGUUUUUACCUUCGUUAUUGAUUGGAGCUGCUUGGGGACGCAUUGCAAGCAUAGCUAUUCAUUAUUAUUCUCCUGGUACUAUUGGAAACGACCCAGGAAAAUACGCAUUACUUGGAGCUGCUGCGCAAUUGGGAGGAAUCGUCAGAGCCACUAUAAGUCUGACAGUUGUAUUUAUUGAAGCCACAGGCAAUGUUCAGUUCUUGUUGCCACUGAUGAUAACUUUAUUCACAGCUAAAUGGACUGGUGAUUUUUUUACAGACGGUAUUUAUGAAAUGCAGAUUAAGCUGUCUGGUGUUCCUUUAUUAGUAAGCGAACCACCGCCUUUAACUAGUGAUAUAACGACAGAAGACUUUAUGAGUGAUAUAGUCUGUGCAAUACCUCACAUACUAAUGGUUGGAAAAUUAGUGGAUAUAUUGAACUCAACUAAACAUAACGGGUUUCCCGUGGUAGCAUCAAAAGUUUGUUUCUGCCGGAGAAGGAAUAUAGAGCAUAAAUGCUAUGGCUUACUUAAAGGAUUUAUUCUUCGGUCUCAGUUAAACGUCAUCCUUGAGCACAAUUUAUACCUCACUCCUUUGCACGAUGAAAAUUAUUGUACAAAAUUGGAGCUCCUUAGAAAGUCCACGUAUACUUGUCACGACACUCAACAGUUUCAGAGAUUAAAAGUUGAUGAAGAUGAAAGAAGUAUUGUUAUUGACCUGCGACCAUACAUGAAUUCAGCACCAUAUAUUGUGAGAUUAGAAACAAGUUUGUCAAGGACUUUUAGAUUGUUUCGCACUCUGGGACUGCGGCACAUUGUUGUUAUCAACAACACUAACGAGGUGGUCGGUAUCGUAACUCGAAAGGAUUUGGCGAAAUUUCGACUUUGGAGAAAAGCUGCCACAAUGGGACUGAAAGAGGUCAAUGUGUAUUAAAAUAAUACAAUAUAUUGUUACGUACAUAAUAUUAUUUAUGGACAAAUCAUAAUGGUAAUAAAAAUAAAAUGUAUACUCGUAACUUACGUUUGCACUUAAGACGUACGUUUUCGAAUUUAUGAAAGGAUGUCACUGGACUCCUCCUUUUACACAUCUUCGUGUGUGUUUAAAUUUCGAUGAUCCAUUUUCUCGUUGUGCAGUAUGUACAAAUAUAUUGUAAAUAAAAAAAUAGCCAUAUCAUGUCUAAAAUAUUAUUUUAGAACACUGACUUGUACAGCUGUGCACAUAUUAGGUGUGUUUGUUUGUUAACAUUUGAAUAGCCCACUUAUUACAUACCUAUUCAAUGAUUAAAUUAAAAUUAUAUUUGUACAAUCAUUUGUUUUGCGUCUUUGAUGGAUUUUAAAACGUUACAUUGAAAUACGAUUACUCUACAUUUGACAGGCUUUGUUGUAAAAUGCAAGUAGGUAUAGUUCACUAAUUGUGCAGUAGGAAUUAUAAAAUAUACACUUAUAAAGUAUUAAAAAUAGCUUAUUUUAGUUUAUAACAGAGAAAAGAGAUGUUAUGUACUUUUAAUAGCUACCUAUACGACUUACAACUUGUAACUUAUACGUAAACUUAGCAGCUAGUUACCUAUCGUAUUAUCAACCAUAUUAUAAACAAUAAACAUCGGCGAUGGCCUUCGGUCUCCGACUCUCUAUUUAAUUUCUAAAAAAUAUAGUCAUGGUGUAUUAGCAUUUUUUCUAUUUCAAUUUAUUUGUGAUUUCGCAUCAAGAAAGAUAAGUGAUAACAUCAUCGUGAGGCUCGUCAUCAGUCGAUAGAUAAUAUAUUAUUUUUAUUCAACAUUAUAUCGACUAUCAACUAUAGACUAUAGUCUAUUGUCUGUUAUAGUAGGUAUAACUCAGCCAAUUUAUCUGAAAUCUAAGCUCAUAUAUUAUAUGGCAUACUUAGCUUGUAAAUUAAAAUAGGAUAAAAUAAAUUGUAUUUGUGCAGUCGGAAAAA
Molecule: messenger RNA, 3747 nt
Organism: Myzus persicae (green peach aphid)
Lineage: Eukaryota; Metazoa; Arthropoda; Insecta; Hemiptera; Aphididae
Product: H(+)/Cl(-) exchange transporter 7-like
Exons: 16
Coding region: 448-2748 (766 amino acids)
Biological process (GO): transmembrane transport; chloride transport
Cellular component (GO): lysosomal membrane; intracellular membrane-bounded organelle
Molecular function (GO): voltage-gated chloride channel activity
Source: RefSeq, a predicted model, not a curated record